UUUGAAAGCUGAUGGUUGGUAUAACUUAAGUAAUAGUAUGUCUACUUUUAAAAUAAGAAAUAAAAAUAUUGCUAAUUUUUAAUUAUUAAUGUUAAACGAUGAUUAAGUUACCUUUAGUUUUUAAUACGUAAGGGUUUAAUUAAUAUCUGAUUAAAAUAAGUAAACAAUAGGUACACUAAUUUUAAUAUAAUAUAGAUUAAAAUAAAUCCAUAAUAUAUUAAUAAAUAAAAGUAAAAAAAGUGAAAGUAAAAUAGAACAAAAAAAAAAAUAAAUGGAAGGAGCGAAGAGUUUUUUGAUAAAAAUAGAUAGUUUUGGAAAAACAAUAAAUAUCUACUAUAAGAACUAAUAAGUUUACAGAACUUUAUUUGGAGGAAUUAUGACUCUUAUCAUAUGGGCUUUUUGUGGAGUGUUAUGCUAUUUUUUUGGAAACUAGCUUAUUAACAAAUAGAAUCCACAAGUUAUUACUACUGAGCGUUAUGUUUAAUAAGCUAAAAGAAUAAAUGUUACAAGAGACAAUCUUAUAUUUAUGUUCGGGUUGGAUAACAUUAAUUCUACUUUUUUUCUAGAUCCAACACUAUUUUAGUUUAGAGCUGUUUAGUUAGUAAAACAGACAUCCAUAAAUAACUAAACAGGUGAGCCUGUAAUAACUUUGGUCCCAUAUAAUCUGACUAUGAAGGUAUGUGAUAUGGGUGAUGUAGGAAUACCUUCUGCAUAUAAUUAUUUUGAUUCACUAGAUGUUAGUCUUUUGUAUUGUUUUAGUCAAGGUUAGGAUAUCUACAUGGAAGGUGAUUUUGACUCUGAUAACUUUGCUUAGAUUUAUGUUUAUAUAGAUAAAUGUCAGAACAGCACUAGUAGCAAUACUAUAUGCUAACCUAAAGAGAUAAUAAACCAACAGCUUUCACAAACGUAUUUAAGCUUUUAUUUUACUAAUCUUUUAGUAGAUCCUAAUAACUACGAAUAACCAUUCUAACAUUAAGGAAUGAAUUUAUAUACUUCUACUUCUUCAAGUUUUCCAAAAGAAUUUUAACUCUAUUUUACCAAUUAAUAUCUUCAAGAUGAUGUUGGGAUAUUAUUCAGUGAGAUUGUUGAACAGCAUAGCAUUAUUUACACAAAUUAUUAAGAAACAACAUUCUUUGGUGAUGACCAAACACUUGUGCGCAUUUUAUUAAGAAUUUAAAAGUAGAAGGAAAAUUUAAUGCAGAGAAGGUAUUAAAAAAUAUAAGAUGUAUUACCACAAAUUAUUGGGUUCUUAAAAUUGAUGACUUUUGGCUUAUCUCUUAUCGUAAACCCUAUAAUUAAUCUAAAGAUGUAUUAAGACCUCGGAGAAAAUAUUUUUGUAAAUGAGCAACCAAAAAAAUUAUCUAUGAAUCAUGCAAAACUUUUAAAAAAAGCAAAAUAGAAAUAUGAGAAAAACUACAAUAAGUAAAUUAGUUAAAAUUGUGAUGAAAACGAUGAACCUUAAUUUCAAAUGAGUCCUGUAAUUUAUCUAGCAAAUUCCUCUUCUGUUAAAAAUAAAUUAGGAAACGAUUCAGAACAUAAAUUAAAUCGAUUAAGUUUUAAAAAAAAAAAUUCAUACUUUUUUUCAAAUUUUGAUGAUUAAAGAGGUUUAUUUUCCCCAAAAUUAGAACUCAAUAAAACUGCCUAAGCUGAUAAUUUUGAUGACGUUGAUGAAGAAAAGCAAUCAUAAAUUAGUCCAGUAAUUAGUUAAAAGCAGUUAUCUAUAAAUAGAAAUAAGUUAAGAUUGUAAUAAAAAUUAUAAUCACCUCAACACAGGUAUAAUAAAAAAACAUCAUAUUAUGAUUCAAGUUUUUUGGGGGAAUAAGCAAAUAGACCUCAUUUUUCUCCAUAAGCUAAAUUUAAAAAAGAUGUUGAUAUAUCAAAUUUUAUAUAUUCACCAUAAUCACCAUAAUCAAUUGAUCAGAAAAUCUAAAAUGAUUAAGAAAAUUACCAAAAUACAAAUACUUUUAUCGCAGAGUAACAGCCAUAUUUAAAGAAUAAUUUUAAAAUUAAAAUUAACGAAAUAGAAAACAAUAAAUUAGUAGAAAGUCAAUUUUAGGAUAUAAAUCCAAUUACAAUACAAACAGAUGCAAUUGAAUAGUAAAAACCUUAGAAUCGCAUUUAAAAAAAGCAGAAGUUUUCGUUCAGUUUAAAACACUAUAUUAUGAUGGUUUUUUGUAAUAAAAAAAUGAAAAAUGAAAGUGCAGCUAAAAUGAAAUAUGGAAUUAAAUCAAUUCAAAAGCAAUUAGAUAUAAUUUACAUAAUAAGUAAAUUACAAGAAAUAGAUAAAUUGAAAUCAGUUAUUUUGGAUGAAGAUUAACUCAAACUAUUUAAUAAUAUUUCUAAACCCAUUCUUUCAGGCAAGCAGAAGCAAUAAGAAACAGAUUCGAAUUAAUAAAAUGUUUAAAAACCUAAUAUUUAUGAAAGCACAGUUUUGAUAAAUAGUAUUUAUCAAUUUACAAAAGAAUACAAAUAAUAUAACCAAAAAAAAAUUGAUGAAAAAAAGUAGCAAUCCGAAAACUUAUAAGCUCUUUAAAAUAUACUUGAAAAGCAAAAAUUUUCUUAAAUUGAUAAAAGACUUAUAGAGUUAAAUUAUGAAAAUCUAAAUAUUGAUAACAUGCAGGUUCAAUUAGAGUGAUUCCUCUGAAAUUAAGCUCAUCAUUUCACAUAAAAUUUUUACAAUUAUCAGUAUCAUUAUAUCUGGUAAUUUUAUAAAAGCAGGAAGCUAAAAAUAAUUUUUAUAAAUAAACUAAAAUAUUUUUAAAUAAUAAUUUUUGUGCUUUUAUUUACUAGAUGAUAAAAUAACCAUCA
This is a messenger RNA of Tetrahymena thermophila SB210, 2808 nucleotides long. RefSeq names its product transmembrane protein, putative. Gene Ontology annotation, biological process: reciprocal meiotic recombination. The transcript has a single exon. Gene Ontology annotation, molecular function: double-stranded DNA binding. Gene Ontology annotation, cellular component: nucleus. Lineage: Eukaryota; Ciliophora; Oligohymenophorea; Hymenostomatida; Tetrahymenidae. The record is from RefSeq and is a predicted model, not a curated record.